AUGGCAUCAAACAAGGACUUUAAGGUCAUCAUCGCUGGGGGAGGAAUCGCCGGUCUAACCCUGGCGAACAUGCUAGAGAAGUUUGACAUUCAAUAUGUUCUGCUUGAGGCGUAUUCCGCAAUUGCGCCUCCUGUCGGGGCCAGUAUCGGUCUGUUUCCCAACGGCUUGCGAAUCAUGGAUCAAAUUGGCUGCUAUGAGGCCAUCGCUCGACUCUCUCAUGAACACCUCAACAAGGGAUAUAUCCGGGAUCGUAACGGGAAGAUUAUGUCUAAGAUGUCUUAUUUGUUCAAACAUCUAGAGCGUCGACAUGGUUACGGUCUCCAUUUCUUUGAUCGGCAGCAACUCUUGCAAAUCCUGUACGACCAUAUCCAGCAUAAAGACAGGAUACUGCUGAACAAAAAGGUCACCGAUAUAGACCUUACCAAGGGCGGUGUGAAUGUUACCGCGGCCGAUGGAUCGACAUAUAGUGGCAGCUUUAUUGUAGGCGCAGACGGCAUUCAUAGCAAGGUUCGGUCUAUCAUGAAAGCCCUCGGAAAUGAGCUCCAGCCCGGUUAUUUUCCCCCGGACGAGGAGGACCGAGUCCCAUGCUACUACCGCUGUAGCUUUGGUAUUGCUCAACACGUCCCUGGAUGGGUCGCAGGUGAGCAAAACAUCGUGUUGGGAAGAGGUCAGUCGCAGCUGGUUGUCUCGGGGCCGGAAGACCGUGUCUAUUGGUUCUUCUUCGACAGGCUACCUGAGGUAAAGUACGGCAAAGACAUACCAAAGUAUACGAAGCAGGACGAAGCCGAGUUUGUCAAGCAGAAUGGCUCCCGUCCCAUCACCGACAAAGUUACAUUCGGCGACGUCUUUGCCAAUCGACUCUCGUCGACGCUGACACCGCUACACGAGGUUGUGUUCAAGAAAUGGUUCUUCAAGCGGAUGAUUGUAUUGGGAGACUCGGCCCACAAGCCAAAUCCACUUAAUGGCCAGGGAGGCAAUGGGGCAAUCGAAUCAUGCGCGGAGCUCGUCAAUGCAAUAUUGCGAAAGAAGAAGAGCCGUGGUGGAACCUUGGAUAAUCUCAACGACGAAGACAUAGUCGAUAUCUUCACUGAGACACAAUCCUCAAGGCACGACCGAGCUGAAUCGAUCGUGCGCGAGGCUCAUAAGAGGCAGGCUCUCGAUGCCUUCGAAGAUCCUAUAACAUCCACUAUCGUGCAGAGAUUGAUUCAUCCCUUGCUAGGAAAUGAGUUUGCCUUCAACCUCAUGGGACGGGGGAUGGUGGGCGCAUCCAGACUGGAAGAUCUUCCUGUGCCCGAUAGAGUGCGAGCCGUACCUUUCAACGAUGAGCUGCCUGCCAAACCCCUCCCCGAUGCAUUGUCAAGCACUGUGCGGUGGGCUUUCAUAGGAAGCAUGGGACUCGUCCUGUUUAUCACAGAAAAGGCAUUCCGCCUGCCCUUGUCCAGAGUUGGAGGCUGGGGAGAAUCCGGAUCCAUCGUCAUCUCAUGGCUAGGCAAGACACCGGCGUCGGGGUUUUUGAACAUGCUUGUGUCAGUGUUUUCCUUUCCUAUCCUGGAUGAAGAUCCUUCGGCGAGGCUGCACCUCCUGAAUUUCCUCCCCCAACUCAUAUCGCCGCUUCUGAUCUACACAAUCGAAGGAUACCGACUGGGAAACCAGGGGUCGCUUCUCGCUCUACCGAGUCUGUUCACUGCUGGUAUGCAAGUACAGGGCAUCGGACGCAUGGCUCCCCUGCACGCCAUAUUCAGCGCAAUCUUCGGAACCGAGAGCAUCCCCGGCCGUGCUGUCCCCAAGGAAGUAGCCAUGUCACUCGUCCCCGCUGUCACAUUGGGCUUCGUACUGCCGACGAUCAUGUUCUUCUCGCCAACGGCCAACCUCCCUGCCUGGCAGAAUUGGAUCGCACUAUGGCAAUUUGCACCGCCGCUGGUCAACGUGUUAACGGCGGUGUUCUCCGCCGUGCUGCGAAGAUGGCGGCACAGACAUAGCUCUCCAGAAGAGCACGAGGCUGAGUUCAAGCGCUACGAGAAGCGCGACGUACCUAGUCUACAGAGGGCAUAUAUGUAUGCGUUCGCCGUCCAGUCUACGGUUCACAUUGCGACAAUGGCGUACGCGUGGACCCAUCCCGGCAUCUCCAUUGUGAAAGCCUUCUUCGAGCUACCAAACCCCUUCCAGGCUGACUGGAAUAUGGCAAACGUUUCGCAGCAGGUGGCUACGUUCUUCCAGUACGAUGCUGUCACAGCCUUGGCUGGCUAUUUGGGCGGCAAUCUGUAUUCUGUCUGGGAUCUCCGUCGGCUUGGAUACAUCAACACCCGCAGUGCGGUGAACGCUGCCCUUGGGGUCGUGGCAGGCCAGUUCCUCGUGGGCCCGGGAGCCACAUGGGCUGUAUUGUGGUCCUGGCGUGAGCUGCUCAUCGGAGAGCUGAAAAAUGCGCUCCUGAACCACCUCAUCCCGAUCGUGCAACGUGUCAACAACGCGACGAAGAACCAAGAGAGCCCCCCCAAAACGCCUCCUGCAAGCCCCCCACCUACCUACGCGUCGAUAGUCCAAGGCACCAGCCCUACAGAGAAGCCAAUACCAUUGAAGGAACGUCGUGAGAUCCGAAUCCAGGCCGGCGACCUGACCGCUGAAAGUUCGGCAUGGACCCCGACCGACAUCACAAAGGCGGUCAACGACCGCCUGGCUGGGAUGGGCCUGGGCAAGAUCCUCAACACAAGACGGUUACCAAGUGGCGACCUCAUAUUGACAGCGGACUCCACGGAUACUAAGACCAAGGCAGAGGAGCAAGUCGAUGGCUGGAUCCAGGUCAUCGGUGGCUCCGCCAGACUCCGACCCAAAAAGUACACCGUCUGGGUUCAUGGGGUUAAGGUAUCUGCUUUUGACAACCAGAAACAAGCGCUAGGCAUCCAGAAGAUCUAUGACCAGAACCCAGCUAUCGCGGAUCAGGUCCGGAUCCUGGGAUACCAUUGGAGGAAGAGGAUCAUAUGUCUUAAACAAAAAGUUAGCUCCAUCUUAGUGGAUAUUGGCUCACUAGAGGGAGCUAACCUGCUUAUAAGAGAAGGGAUUGUGAUCGAUGGAGAGAUCAAGGAAGUGGAGCUGUUUGAUCCACAAUGCCUCGUUACCAGGUGCUUCAACUGUCAGGGGUAUGGCCAUGCAGCACGCAGCUGCAGAGCCAACAAGAAGUGCGGAUUCUGCGCGGCUGGCGGACAUUCACAUGAGAACUGCCCCCUUAAGGGUCAGAAGACCAAGCAACGAUGUGCCAACUGCGCGGGCAGGCAUAUGGCGGGUAGCCAGGACUGCAGAGCUCAUUAG
Aspergillus fischeri NRRL 181 is the source of this 3303-nucleotide messenger RNA. RefSeq names its product FAD binding domain protein. Lineage: Eukaryota; Fungi; Ascomycota; Eurotiomycetes; Eurotiales; Aspergillaceae. Gene Ontology annotation, molecular function: zinc ion binding; nucleic acid binding; FAD binding. The record is from RefSeq and is a predicted model, not a curated record. The coding region runs from base 1 to 3303 and encodes 1100 amino acids. The transcript is spliced from 4 exons.